AUGGAUAACGCGAUCCCCAAAGUGAAGGUGCCGUUGCGGCCCACAGAGAUACUGCGCCAACCAGCAAUGCACAAACGCUCUGCUUCGGAGCAGAGUGCUGCACCUUACAUGCCACAGCGCACUGUGGCAGUACUUUUGCGCCCGCGCUCAAAAGAUGCAGACCCACCAAAUGCGACCAACACAUUUGCAUUCCUACCGAUGCACUCGGAAGCCAAUGAGCACACCUCAAUGGAGAUGGUCCCUGUGAUGGUCUUGGGUUCAGCUGGCGUGCUCGAGGGGUACAUCCAGCUGCCCACUUCGUUUAUUGCUCCGGAACCGCCGACGCACGAAGAAACACCGGAGAUCGUUCCGAGCACGAGCACGACACCAUCGUACUUACAGCAUCGUGCACUACCCCCCGUGCCUGAUUCUACCUAUCAUUCACGUAGCGAGUCGCCCACUAUCAGCCCCACAUGCGAUCUUGUCGAAAUGCGCCCUGGGAGCACAACGACAGCCCUGCAUGGCGAAUUGGGCGCCCCACCCGAGACUCCACGCUCGAAUCCGGUGCUCCCAGAGCAUCACACGCCAAAAAAGCCUAGCCGUGCAGAGGCAGACGAAAUUCAGUUCUGCCACACAAUGCGGGCAUGGCAGAGUGCCUUUCACACGUUUGAUGCUUUGGAGAAAGAUGUGCAAGAGUGCAUUGACGCGGUUCCCGCCAUGCUUCGGCCUCAUACACCCAGUCCAUGUGCAAUUCAAGGCGUGCCCAUCACAGACAGCUGCAAUCUAAGCAAGUCACCUGCGCCGCGUCGCAAAGGAUCGCGCAUGGGACUGCUCGGCAAAGACAGUGCGCCGAGGCCAGCCAUGCCGCUGCGCCUGUCUAGGGAGCCUGAACAGGCAGUGCAGCGCGGCAUUGCCGAUGUCCCGGAAGACAUUUGCCUAGAAUCAAGUCCUGAGACAAUGCCCCAGGCAAACACACCAGUGAUUCAGGGCCCGCCGCAAAAUCUGUGGAGUGCACACACAGACCAAGCGCAGCGCCGUGGAUUGCGGCAUCUAGGCAAAAAAAUCGCCACGUUCCUUACUUCACCAAUACAUUCGGAAGAGGUGCAUCCUUCGGAGCACGUACGUAUGGGGCGCCGCAAUGUGCCUGCCGCGCUGCCGCACCACAGUGUAUUUGCAAAUGCACAGGAGGAGUGA
This is a messenger RNA of Malassezia vespertilionis, 1173 nucleotides long. RefSeq lists its product as uncharacterized. Lineage: Eukaryota; Fungi; Basidiomycota; Malasseziomycetes; Malasseziales; Malasseziaceae. The transcript has 2 exons. The record is from RefSeq and is a predicted model, not a curated record. The coding region runs from base 1 to 1173 and encodes 390 amino acids.